AUGGCUUCUCGAUUAGCGUCGUCGGCUGCGAUUGCCCUGCGCCGUCGCCAGGACCCCAAGCUCAUGGAAAAGUUCAAUCUGGCCUCGCUGAACGGCGGCAAGAGUCCGUUCGUCGUGUCGAGCAACCGGUUGCUGAAAGUGGGCAAGAAACCGCUUGUGGACUCGAAAUCUCAAGCGCGUGCCGUGGACAAGUUGUCGGACGAGUAUUUGCUCGGCCCCCGCGAUUCCCGCCAGGCAUCGGGCAACCACCAGGGGGCGUAA
Messenger RNA from Hyaloperonospora brassicae, 261 nucleotides. The record is from the annotation of a GenBank genome assembly. NCBI's taxonomy places the organism in Eukaryota, Oomycota, Peronosporomycetes, Peronosporales, Peronosporaceae.